Messenger RNA from Zootoca vivipara (common lizard), 8996 nucleotides. NCBI's taxonomy places the organism in Eukaryota, Metazoa, Chordata, Lepidosauria, Squamata, Lacertidae. The record is from RefSeq and is a predicted model, not a curated record.
ACACUCCGGAUCCAGCUUCUGAAGGUCGCAGAGGAAUGCCAGGAAAGGAGAAGAGGCGCAAAUCGCACAUUAUUCCUCCCCCUGAGAUGUCUCGGAAAGAGAGAGGACUUCAGGAUUAACUGGUAUUCCCCAGUUAUUUCCCAACACAAGCAUGCCCCCCCUCAUUUAAUCCCCACAACAACAACCCUGCAAGGUGGUUAGGCUGAGAGGCAAAGUGACUGGCCCAAGGCCACACAGUGAGCUUCAUGUGCAAGUGGAAGGAUUUGAACCUUGCUCUCCCAGUUUCCCAACCAACACUCUAACCACUACACCUUCCACACUGAUUCUCUCAUGAGGGUUAGCUAUUGAUAAACCUUCCCUGCUCCGUGAAUUUGUCUAAUCCUAUUUUAAAGCCAUUGAAGUUGGUGGCCAUCAGUUUAACUAAGAACGACUUUCAUUUAUCUGUCCUGGACCUUCCAACUUUCAGAUUCAUUGGAUUCUUACAAGUUCUGGUGUUAUGAGACAGGAAGGAAAACUUUUCUCUAUCUAUUUUUUCCCCCUAUGCCAGGCAUAACUUUGUAAACUUAUCCCCUGUUUCUGGUCCAUCAGCAGAGGGGUUUUUUUUUUUGCUCGCUGAACCCUGUUUAAAAUGUAUGAAAUAGACAAUAAUUUCCUCCUCCCUCCUGCUUUGUUUUAACGAGUGGUCUGAAAAAUGACUAGCGUGCCUCCCUUGCAGGGAGGGCUGCCACCACCCACAUUCAUCAAGGGAACCUGUCAGCAUCAGUCCCCAGGAAGGUCCCUUUCGUCGUUUGUCAGUGGUGAGAUGGAUGGGAAGUCAGAGGUCAGAGGCAAAGUGCUUAGCACCAUGAUGAAUUAGUGAUUUGAAGCAGUUAAUGAAAAAUUAAGCCACACUGGCUGUAAAAUAUUCAUCUAUUCAUGGGAAGGAGGAGCGGGGAAGGAGGCUCAGGUAGGUGGGCAAAGAAUCCUAGAAUUGUAGAGUUGGAAGGGACACCCAAGUGUCAUCUAAUCCAGCCCUCCACAAUGCAGGAAUUGUUGAGGUUUUUUCACUGUGUGAGUACGUGCAUCUGGUCAUAUAACAAUUAAUAGCUGGCAACAUGCCCAGAAGAGUGAUUCAGCAAUCUCCAGGGCUGGAUAAUUUGCCUAGUGAUAGAGCCUUAGCAACAGCUUGGUGAUUGGUUCAGUAACCUUAUUAGACUAAGGGUGAAUUUGUGGGGUUGUGUGGAGAGUUGGUGCAUAGCUGCCAAGUUUUCCCUUUUCUCGCGAGGAAGCCUAUUCAGCAUACAGUAAUGGAAUUUCCCUUAAAAAAAGGGAUAACUUGGCAGCUAUGUUGGUGGUGUGUUUCUGAUGUGGUUAUUGUGUUGUAGAGAGAUAGAAGUACUGAUCUAUGUACCGUUUGUUGUUUUGUUCUUGUAAAUAAAGCUGUAUAUAGUUACACAGUACUAGUGGCAGUGAGUACCUGUGUUCCUGCAACUUGCUUUCAUCUUGCAACCAAGAAGUUUCCGCUGUGCCUGCGCUACUCUGCUGAGUUCAACUGGUAUAGUUGGCUUUUAAGCCAGGUUCAGUCUUGCCGGUCUUUAACAGGAAUCACAGCUGAACAAUCCCUGACAGAUGGCCAUCCAACAUCCACUUAAAACUUCCAGUGAAGGAGAGCUUUAAACAAGGAAUAGAAUUCAUGGAGAAGAGGGCUAUCAAUGGCUACUAGCCAGGAUGGCUCUACUCUGCCUCCAUGGUCAAUGCUUCUGAAUACCAGUUGCUUCUGGAAACCACAGGAGGGGAGAGGGCUCUUGUGCUUGAACCCUCCUUGCAGGUUUCCCAAGAUGCAUUUGGUUGGCCACUGUGAGGACAGGAGGCCGGACCAGAUGGGCUACUGGCCUGAUCCAGCAGGCUAUCCUUACGUUGUCCACAACCCUGCUUGAUCAUAGAAGAAACCCUCCAAGUGAUUUACAAAAAAAGACAAAACAAAACUAUCUGUAACAACGGUAAUUUAGUACAUCUGAAGAGUUAAUAAUAGUGUGAGAAUAGAUUUGAACGCACAUCAGCUUUCUAAACACCUAGACAGGCGUGUCUAAAGAAAACUGUUCUUAGCUGGUGCUGAAAAGAUUUCAGUGAAGGUGCUUGCCUGAUGUCAAUAAGGAGGGAGUUCCAGAGUUUUUGCAGGUACAAAUGCAGUUGGAGAGUGUCUCACUCCUCAAAGACCCUUUUCCUGCUGUGUUUAAUCUAGGAGCCCAUUUAUUUGGUCCUUCUGCCUGGAGGGAAGGCCAGAAGCUGGCCAGGAGGAUCCUGGGCCAACCCCAGAAAUACCCAAAGCCGGGGAACAGCAGCUCUCUAUGGAUGGCAGAAAAGGGCACCCCAGAACCGGGAAAAGGUUUGUUGACCAUGUCCCAGGUAGAACAAAGCUCUUUAGGAAGGAGAGGUGGCACGCACCACAAAGAUCAUGCCAUGGAGAGAGGAACAGCAGAAGCUGGAGAAGCAGAUGGUGCUGCAGGAUUGAACAAAAUCUGCCAAGGCUGCAGGAGCCAGGAAUAUUCAGAUCUAGAAAGGGAGGCAGGAAAUCUGCAAAGGCAAACUGGAAGCAAGGGUAAAGCAGGUUGCUCCAAUGGGAUGGAAACCAAGGAUUCCCCCAAGGUCCACAGUGCAUCUGCAGACACUGGGUGGAUGUGCCCCAGAAUACUCUCAGCCAUCCGCAAGGGGAGGAUGAAGGAGACCUCCCGAAUGGAGAACCAGCCCAGGUUGGAGGGACAGAGGAGGAGGAUCCCCUACAAUCUUGAUGAGGUCCGGGAAUUUAUGGUGCAGAAGAUGGCAGAAAGGAGAAAGAUGGCCCAGGAAGAAAAGCGAGCUUUAAGGGAGGCGCAGGAGGCAAGGAAGAGGAGGCUAAAAGAGGUGGAGAGGAAGCAGAAAGAAGCCUUCAGCAACAGCAGCAGGAGAAAGGCUUACCCAGAGGAGGAAGUGGGUGAGAAGUUCAACCGGGGAAGCACGUCCACAAAGUACACCAAGUGUCACUGGAGCCCAGAAUCGGAAGUCUCGCAUUGGGUCCGCCAAACAUCACAUGCUCUUCUGAGGGGUGAGGUAGGGUUUCCCAGUGAGGAGUGUCCAGAGGUGUCCAAGAUAGCAGAGGUGACCAGAAGCUCAGAUUUGUUUCGCAUUAGUGUUAGUCACAGCCCUCUAAGGCUGAGGGACCUGGACGUUGCCCCACCGGAACUGUCCAGACUUUCUCCCCACAGAAGCAAACAAGAGAAAGUCAGAGCCAUUGCCCUUCUCGCCAGGAGCCUCAGUGAGCGGCUAGAAAAUGAGACAAAAAGCCUGAGAGCCAGAAACAGGCCACUUGAAUCUUCAGGGGACCAAGGGUGGCCAACGGGACCCCCAUCUCUGUCAGAGGGACCUUCUGCCACCUCAAAGCCUGAAGCUCCACCUGCAGCAUGUGAAAAUGCCUUUUGGGAGCCCAACCAUUUCCGUAGUCCAUCACUGCAUGCUCAGGAGAACUCUCUCCGUCCAGAAGGAGCAGCAGCAGUAGCAACCCAGGUCGCCAUGGAGAGGAUCUGGGCCUUCUUGUCCAUUGCCAGAGUUCAUGGUCAGGGACCGCAGUGGGAUCUUUCCUCUGAGGCGGAAGAGCAACAUGCAGCCAGUGCAAAAAACAUCAAGGAAAGGUGGAAAGGUUUUUUUGCAAGUAGGGGACCUGAAAGAGGACCCUCCCCCGAGACGCCAGGUGCCUCACCUGCCACACCACACCUGCAGUUCCUCACCCGAAGGCCACAAACCAGCCCCUUGGUGGAAACCUGCAUUUCCCCCCACCAGAAUUUCAGAAUGGAAGACCCCAGGGAGAAGCCCUAUCAUGAGAAGAUUCAGGGGUAUGGGCCAUUGUUCUGCUGCAGAAGGCCAAUGUGUGCAGAAGGUUCUCAGAUUCAAUCCCCUGCGGCUGCUUCAGGGCUCCAGCCUAAGGCAUCUGCUGGCAGCUUUCCCCCCCAGGGGCACCAGGUCUCUGGCCUAAAGUCCCUUCCCACCAACCAGCUCCUUGGCAGAACCAUCCCUGCAAAAGAAUCUGGUGAAAUGAGUGAGACAACGGAUCCCACCAGCCAGGAUGUUGGAGAACCAGUAUGUUUUGAAAGAGCUCUUGUGCUGGGGACGGAGGAGGAGAAGGAAGGGGGCAAGAAGGAGACCUCUGGUCCAGGAUCCUUCAGUGUAGCAUCUUCAGGGAGUUCAGGAGGCAGAAGCAGCAGACGAGGACUCCAGGAAGAGGCUAACAACACCCUUGGCACUAAGUGUGGGAAAGUGUUGUCACACAGGGAUCAAGUGAUGGCAGCAGCAUCCCCUGGUUGGAAGCCACAGCUGGGGUGUCAAGAGGCUGAGCAUCUUAAUUCUUCCAGGGAAGGAUCUGCAGGUCCCAUCCUAGAGCCUGGUGGCUUAGAGAUCACAGAUCAUGUGGAAAAUGAGGAAGAGCGUUGCAGGGAGAACGUUUGCCUGACAGAGAAUCCCAAAGAAGAUAACAAUCCUCAUAGUUCCACCUCAGACAGGAGUCCAGGGAGUUUGUCUUCUGAAACAUCCUCUGCCAAAUCAUUUGGCUUUUCUCAAACGCUGGGGAGUCCCCGGUUUGGUUCUGAAUUUCUAAAGGCUCAUGCGGUUCUAGUCAAUAUCUCCAGAAGUUCCCUUUCUGUCUCUGAUUUCGAAGAGGAGGACUCCUCUCAAGACACGGAUGUGAGCCUGCCAGAGGAAUUUGCCUUCCAGGAACAGCCCCCUGACAGUUGUAGUGGCAACAGGAUUCCUACAGUCUCUGCUGUGCCACAGGCGGAAACUGGUGUGGAUGGAGAGUUGCUGUCAUCUGGCAGCAGACACCACUUCCGAGCUGCUUCUUGGAGUGCCCAUUCAAAUCAAGAUGGCAUGCCACCUAUGUGCAGCCAGGAAAAGGCCCCAGAAGGCAGGCCAGAGAGCGAAUCUGAUUCUGUGGUAUUAUCAAACCGUGGAAGGCCAAGACCCCUUCUCUUUCAAGCCCAGACACCAGAGACCAGAGAAGAGGCAAACUCUUCCAGAGUUUCAGACCAGUGGCCUCAUGCAAACAGCAAGGGCAAGAUGUUGUUUCAUAUAUGGACUGGGACAGAGAAGAACACCUCCUCACCUAGCUGGGACUUUCAGCAUCCUGAGGGUCAGGACCCUUUAUCAACCCCCAGCAAAGCUGAAGUGGAUGGUGAAGAUCGAAACACAUCCAAAUUUAAAAGCCAACACAUGCCUGUAAGAGAAGCACCUGAAGUGUCUUUGAAAAGUGUGAAUCCUAUCACUGACCAACUCCAGGAUUCACUCGGUUCCUCCAAAUCCCGGUCCGUUUUGGAGAGUGCCAUUAGUUAUACAGAAAAUUCAGGUGAUGAAAGUUGCUCCAGCAACAGCAGGCUUUGUGAAGGUGCUGCUGCACAGAUCACUGGAGCAUCACUGGGUGAUGAAGAGGAUAGCGCCUGUUUGCAUUCCCCUGAAACCACAGAUCUGGCAGCAGAAGGAAAUCAAAAUGCCAUACAUAGUCAAAGCAAAGAGGAAUCUGGGGUGGCAGUGCCUGGUUCAAGUUCCCCCAAACCUGUGGAGGAACCCCAAGUCAAGAGCUGCCUUUUGCGAAGCGACGAAGCGACUUUCAGCGAUGAGCUUCUGUCUCAAAUGAAGGAAGAUCUGUUAUCACCUUUUGACGAUUUUCUGACAUCUGGAAGCAAUGAUAUGCCAUCACUGACUGAACAAGAUGUCUCCUUUUCCUGCCAAGGCGAGGAUCUUCCCGCACCCCAUGAGUCUCCAUCAGAGCAACUUCUACUCCCUCCAUGAAAUACCUCCAUGAAAACCAAUGACUUGUCCUCAUCUGAAGUGUGUAGGCUACAAGAGGUCCAUCUAUCUAUCUAUCUAUCUAUCUAUCUAUCUAUCUAUCUAUCUAUCUAUCUAUCUAUCUAUGUUCCCACUGUGUGCGCGGAUGUAACACCCUUCCUCUGUAACCGCUGAACCAAAAUGCAACAGCUUAGGACAAAGCCCAUCAGGGAGGGAUCUGGCAUUAAAAAAAAAAAUUCCAGAGAAGCAUACUUUUCAUACCUAAAAGAAUGAUUAAACACAAAAAAGUGGCGCACAAAUUAGACAUCACCAGCAGAAACUCUGAAGACUCCAGCAGCAUCCAAUAGAAAGGCAGAUCGUGCACUGUCACCAGCCAAAGCUCUGAAGGACGGCGCCAAAUAAUGAUGUCAUCAACCAAGCAACUGAAACCACCAAGGCGGCCAUUACCAGACAACCCACAGAGUCAGGCCAGGGUCAAGGAAUGAAGAUACAGGGCUGAGGCCUCGGCUCGCAUUUAAAUACUAGCCCAAGUCAAGGCCGACAGACUAGGCCUCGCCUCUACAUUAAAGCCCACAGACUAGGCCUUGGCUCUACUUCACAGACUAGGCCUCGGCUCCACAUUACAGACUAGGCCUCAGCUCUACAGCCCUUUAAAUACUAUCCCAAGUGGAACCCUGGGUGGUGGUGGUGGGAGGAGGGGCCCAAAUAAGUCAUGGGCUGAUGUAGGGUGAGGGGAGCCACAGGGUGGGGGGAGGGGGGACGGGAUACCUCAUGGGUCACUACAGGAUGGGAGUAAUCACAGGGAUGAGACACAACCACUGGGGGGGGGGAGAGGAAAAAACACAUAGUCCAGGGGGGAACGGACACGCCCUCCCCCUUUCCUGGGAAACAAGGACCCUGAGUCAGGCACAGCAACACGUCAUGGAUUGUCACAGGGUGGGGGCAGCCACAGGGAUAACCCACAGCAACGCGUGGGAAGGUCAACUAGUAGAAUCAUAGAACUGUAGAGUUGGAAGGGAUCCCAAAGGGCCACCUGAUCUGAUUCCUGAAAUACAGGAAUCACAGCUAAAGAAUCGUACAGCAUCUACAGUUGCUAAGGCGGGCAGGGGGAGAAUAUCAUUAAGUGGUCCAUCAAGACCCUUAGCAAUUUUCAAGUGCUUUGUUGGUGUGGAGAAAAGUUUGACCCACAUGUUCCCCCCCUUUUUUUUAAAGGAAUGGCAUAAUCAAAAGCCAGGGUGGCAUUUUAGGGGGGCGAUUUAUAGUUUUUUUUAAAUUAACGAAGAGGAUAUAAAGGACCCAUCUCGAGCAAGUGGUGCAAUUGGAGAGCGGCCCUUUAGAACAGAUUAAUCAGGAAGCUGAGCCAGGGAAGGAGUUAGCUAUAAAAUAACGGAUUGGAGAGUCAAAAUGGGGCUUGCGGAACACGGGAGACAUAUUAAACUCCCUUUACCAUUAUGUGCCCAGCACUCUCCAGGCUGACAGCCAGAUAUAUCGUUACCAGCGAGGCCUCCGUCUCGUGAUUCUCCUUCUUUCAAGGUCUAAUAUUUUCUUUGCCUUGCCUUUGAUCAAUAUUAACCUCUUGGGUCAAUAAAUCUUAGUAGCGGCCUCCAGAGGAGUCAUUAGCUUUCAUAGGAAAUGAUUAUUUCUCCGUUAAACUCUGCAUUUCAUUUGCCCACCAUCCAUCUUUUUCAGACACUGACGCACGCAGCAAUCCUUCCUGAAAACAAGGGCCUCUAUGAGGUAUAAACGGCGUCCUGUUCUCCAUCCCUUGAAAUGCCUUGGGUUCAUUUAAAUUCCGUUCAGGGACCACAAAGUGGUUUCCUGCACUGAAAACAGUUUUAAAAAGAAGCAGCGGCACACAUGGAAGCAGAGAAGUCUCUUGGUUAAAACUUGAAAUGAAAAAGGGUUCCACACCAGCCAUUUGAGUCAGGAUUCCCUCAAGGAAUCCUGGGAACUGUAGUUUAAGGGUGCUGAGGAUUGUUGGGAGGCUCUUAUUUUCUUCACAGAGCUACAGUAUUUCCAGAGUGGCUUAAUAAUUAUAGAAUGGUAGGGUUGAAAGAGAGCCCAAUGGUCACCUAGUCCAACCCCCUGCAAUACUGCAAUCCCAGCUAAAGAAUCCCUGACAAGUGGCCAUCCAACCUCUACUUUAAAAGCUUCAACAAAGAAGAGUCCAUCACCUUCUGAGGGAGUUCAUUCCACUGUCAAUCAAUCCCUCUUCCUGGGGACGUGUGAAGUUGUAGCUCUGUGAGGGGGAAAACUACAGUUCCCAUGAUUCUUUGGAAGUCAUGCAUUUUGAAUGUGUGUUUAAAUGUAUGGUGUGGUGCUUCACAUCCUAGUAGACUUAGAGAGUUGGAAGAGCCCUGAGGGUCAUAUUGUUCAACCCCCUGCAUUGCAGGAAGCUCAACUAAAGCAUUCAUGGCAGAUGGCCAUCUAACCUCUGCUUAAAAACAAAUGGGAGUCCUAUCCACCUUCUGAGGGAGUGCAUUCUAUUGUCAGAUUUUCUCUCUCUCUCUAAAAUGGUUAUUAAUUUUAAAAUGCUUUUAUAUAGUUUUUAUCUUUUUUAAAGUUUUAAACUGCUUUGAUAUGUUUGGUAAUUUAGCAGUAUAGAAAUAAAUAAAGUGUUGGAAUAAAAAAAACAGCUACAAGGGAUAGUGAAUUAUUUGCUAAAAUCUAAGAUUGCUCUUUUUAUACCAUGUACUUGUAUGUCCUGUUUUAUUGUAUACCACACACACACACACACACGGCCAUUCUAGAUUUUUGUAUGUGCUGCUACAGCUUUUUUCAACCUGGUGCCCUCCACAAUUUCAUUUUUAUUAUUGUGUUUUUAACAUAUUAAUCACAUCAAGCUUGUUAACAUUUUAAGCAUUGUAGAGCAAUGUUACUAGACUAAUACAUUACAAAUCUGAAACAGUAACACAUAAAAAGGGGGGAAAUGAAAAUUGCAGAACUUAAAUAGCAAUGUAGAUUGUGUCUCUGUGUGUAUAUUGUUACACACCACCCAAGUCUCUGAGGGUGUCAGAUUCCAGGUACACUUACCCAAGGUCUGUAUUUCCUUUUGGAAAAGCAAGGCACAGUGGAGACAGUGGUGUCUGUAUGGCAUAUGGUUUAUUUACCCAUAUAUACAACCUGAGCCUACUUUGGAGGUUUCCUGCACCACACUCCAAGAGGCUUCUUCUAUAGCUGCAAUCCUCAAACAGCCCUCAGCCAUUUAU